This is a messenger RNA of Ambispora gerdemannii, 855 nucleotides long. NCBI's taxonomy places the organism in Eukaryota, Fungi, Glomeromycota, Glomeromycetes, Archaeosporales, Ambisporaceae. The record is from the annotation of a GenBank genome assembly.
AUGAAGAUAAACUCACGUAACAAAGAAACCAGUCCAAUAAAUGGACUCACAGUUUCCUUUCCUCCCGAUAUCUCAGCAAUGGAUCUCAUCGACCGCGCUCUUUCAAAAACACGUAUUACAGGAAAAGCAUCAAGAGUGCCUAACUCGUUCAUUGCCUAUCGCACCGCAUUCUGUAAAGAGCUCCAAAAAAUAGAGCACCCAGUUAUCACACAACCACAACUUUCGUUAAUUGCCAAAGAUUAUUGGUCCAGAGAAUCGGAAAAUGUUCGUCGAGAAUACGAUAGAAUCGCUGCUGAGGCGAGAAAUUUGUACAAACAAAUCUGCAUUGAUCAGAAAUUAGUUAAACAACCGAAAAAGAGCCAGGACGAUGAAUCUAGUGAAAGUCCUCGGUUGAGUACGGCUGAACAGUAUGAUUUGGCGCAUGAUCCAAAUUCGUGGCAGAUUUUACCGCAAACUGCGUGUUUCUCUCAUACUGACAAAGAAUCUGAGCCUUCUUCUCAAGAAGAAAGUUCGAAUAAGAAUAAUCAAUUUGACAAAAAUUUUGCACGAUUUAGUUUUACGGGUGGUCUAAAUACUUUUCCUGAAUCUAAUAAACCUGACGAAAAUCUUGUAAGCCAAGAAACUAUUCCCGACGAUAAUCCUGUCAACGAAACAACAGCAGCCACCCCUUCGUUCAACUUUUUACCGUAUCUUUCCGCUGCAAAUUUUCCGGUUUCAUCGAACUCUCAAUCUUUAGAAGAAUCUUCCACGAAAGCGUGUGACUACUGUAAAAAGAAGUCCGAAGUUUUAGAAAAGCGUAUAAAAGACUUAGAAGAAAAACUAACUGCGUUAGCAAAUACAGUAUGUGAUAUGUGA